Messenger RNA from Pseudocercospora fijiensis CIRAD86, 554 nucleotides. RefSeq lists its product as uncharacterized. The record is from RefSeq and is a predicted model, not a curated record. The annotation marks the transcript as partial. The transcript has 2 exons. Lineage: Eukaryota; Fungi; Ascomycota; Dothideomycetes; Mycosphaerellales; Mycosphaerellaceae.
CAUACCCAGAUGACCGCUAUGGCCCUCCACCACCGCGUAGGGGCGGGUAUGAAGCGGAACCAUAUACAAAUGGUCACUCCCGUGAGCCAUACGGAGGUCGCCCACCAAGCCCUCGCCGCGACGGCCGAGGCUACGAUCGAGGAGGAUACGGUGGGGCUGAGCGACCUUACAGAACCGGAUCGAUGCAAGCGUCCUGAUUUGUUUCACCACGCCAGUACAUACACAUACCCAUUGUUUCGAAGCGCUACCUAACGCCAGCAAGCAUGAAGCUGGGGAGGUAAGACACAUUCAUCAGACUGCGAACACCACUCACGGAUUUCAUACUGGACGGGCUUCAUGGGAUUGGGAUUGCGGAGCAUGGAAAAGUGGAGGGUAUACAGUUUUCAGUACUCAUCAUUUGCGUUUGACAUGAUGCAGCGUUUACCCAUACGCGCGCGUUGGCUGUUGAUGCUGGUGCCUUGGCACUUUCCAUUGUAAUUAUACAGGAAGGCAGAGGGUUUGCAUCGAGCGGCCGGCGCAAUGUGUGGGUCGUGUACGGUAUCAACAGAUUGGUG